This is a messenger RNA of Apaloderma vittatum (bar-tailed trogon), 498 nucleotides long. RefSeq names its product transcription factor 24-like. Gene Ontology annotation, molecular function: protein dimerization activity; DNA-binding transcription factor activity, RNA polymerase II-specific; RNA polymerase II transcription regulatory region sequence-specific DNA binding. The transcript is spliced from 2 exons. Bases 1 to 498 code for a protein of 165 amino acids. The record is from RefSeq and is a predicted model, not a curated record. Gene Ontology annotation, biological process: regulation of transcription by RNA polymerase II; developmental process. Lineage: Eukaryota; Metazoa; Chordata; Aves; Trogoniformes; Trogonidae.
AUGGACUGCGGACACUUUGCUGAGAGCAGCGAGGAGAUCUCCAGCCCGGGCUCAGACCACGAUUCCCUGCUGCCUUCUGCUGCCGGUGGCAACUCCUGCGUGGUCACAGCAUCUGGGCCUCGGGCUGGGGCACCUCCCGGCAGACCCGCCGCCGCGAACGCUGCUCGAGAGCGCAGCCGGGUGCAAACCCUGCGCCAUGCCUUCCUUGAGCUGCAGAAGACUCUCCCCUCCGUGCCGCCUGACACCAAGCUCUCCAAGCUGGACGUGCUCCUCCUGGCCACCACCUAUAUUGCCCACCUCACUCGUAGCCUUCAGGAUGAGGAAGAGUCGCCGGGAGAGGGCUUGGGUGCCCUCCGAGGGGACGGAUACCUCCACCCUGUCAAGAAGUGGCCGAUGCGUUCCAGGUUGUACAUCGGAGCUACCGGGCAGUUUUUGACUCACUCGGCACAAGGAGAUGGGGCAAAUCAAGGACAAGCGUCAACAACUUCACAAAUCUAA